AUGGCCUGGGCCGACCAGAGCAGAAGCGGAGACGCGGAGGACCGGUACGCCGAACUCAUCAAAAGGAUGUACACUCCGAGGUGAGGUCUAGGGUUUAUAUCUUCUUCUCCCUCUCGAGUUCUCUCUACGGUUUCCUUUUCCACUGACCACGGUCUUCUUCUUCUUCUGCGUCUGUCGUUCUUCUUCACUGUGUUUUCUUCUCUCUCUCUCUCUCUCUCUCUCUCUUCAGUCUGACGUGUGUCCUUCUCGUUCUCCAUUCCUUGAUUCCUCUCUAGGUUUUUCUAGGGUUUCUGCUCUUCCUGUGACUUGCUUUCCCCUGUGAUUGCAGCUUCGUCGUGGACAAUGAGUCCUCCCCUGAUUUCACCAUCGUCAAGGUUAUCCGGGUGAGGAAGCACUCCCAGCUCAGAUUCCCAUGGCUCCUUCCUCUGUCUCUUUGAUCCAAUUUCGCCUCUCAUCCUGGGUCGUCUUCUUCCUCUCAGGUGGAGGCCAAGAACAACCAGGGAGUUCUUCUGGCUGUCGUCCAGGUCCUCGCCGACCUCAACCUCGUCAUCACCAAAGCGAACAUCUCCUUCGACGGCGAGUGGUCCAUGGAUGGUGGGUCUUCCCAAGAAAUCUUCGUCUAUGAUUUAUAAUUACUCCCUGAGAAUUCCUGUGACUGGUCCGCUGAUCUGAUCUGCUUCCCUGGUCAGUCUUCCAUGUCACCGCCGCCGACGGGACCAAGCUCCAGGACGAGGAGAUCCUCUGCAAGAUCCAAGAGGUAGGUCGUUCGUCCUUUGGAAAAGAUGAUUUCCCGAGAAUUGCAGAGGUUUUUUCAAUGCGAUCAGUGCCCCUGGUUUUCUUUCAGUCGCUGGCGGCGGUGAGCUCUUCUUCAGGCCCCCCGGCGCCGGUGAAGACGACCUCCAUCGAGCUCAUCGGCGCCGACAGGCCUGGCCUUCUCUCCGAAAUCUCCGCCGUGCUCAAGGACGUGGGCUGCAACGUGGUGGAGGCCGAAGUUUGGACCCACCGCGCCACCGCCGCCGCCGUCGUCCGCCUCACCGACGAGGCCACCGGCGCCGCCAUUGAAGACCCGCAGAGGAUCCUCACCAUCCGGCAGCUCCUCUGCUACAUCCUCCGCGGCGGCGGCGGCGGCGCCGCCGGGAAGACUGCCGUUUCCAUGGGCGCCUCCCACCCGCAGAGGCGCCUGCACCAGAUGAUGUCAGCGGAGAGAGACCUCGACGGCGGCGGCGCCACCACCUCCGCGGCGGAGCCGGAGGCCUUCCAGGGGCCGAGAGUCAGCCUCUCGGACUGCGCCGAGAAGGGCUACUCCGUCGUCACUCUGAGAGCCCCCGAUCGACCGAAGCUCCUCUUCGACGCUCUCUGCGCGCUCUCCGACAUGGACUGCGUCGUCUUCCAUGCCACCAUCCUCACUCAAGGAACGGAAGCCUGGCAGGUAUCACCACCGUCUUCUUCUUCUUCUUCGUCUUGCGCCGCUGCAACGGUCAUCCUCUGCAAUUUCUUCAGGAGUACUACAUCCGGCACCGGAACGGGCGGCCAAUUGGUGGCGCCGCCGGGGAGCGGCGCCGGGUAGUGGAGUCGCUGCGGGCGGCGGUAGAGAGGAGGGCGGCCGGCGGGGAGCGCGGGGUGGAGCUGGAGCUGACUGCGGCGGACAGGGCGGGGCUGCUCUGCGACGUGACGAGGGUGCUGAGGGAGAACGGGCUCUCUGUAAGGAGGGCGGAGAUCUCCAGCCAUGCCGGGGAAGCGGCGCACAGGUUCUUCGUCGCCGACGUCUCCGGCGAGGUGGUGGCACCGGCGACGCUGGACUCGAUCCGCCGCCAGGUCGCCGCCCAGGUGGGGGCGUCGGCAGCGCUGAGAGUGAAGGGGACCUCGCCGCCACCGCCACCGCCGCCGCCGACGUCCUCCUUCAAGAAGCCGCCGCCUUCUCAGAAGGCGGUCUUCCUCCUGGGCAGCCUGCUCAGGGCUUGCUCCCCUCAUAGCUUGAGGUUGAUCGGCUCCUACUCUUGA
Messenger RNA from Spirodela intermedia, 2001 nucleotides. The record is from the annotation of a GenBank genome assembly. NCBI's taxonomy places the organism in Eukaryota, Viridiplantae, Streptophyta, Magnoliopsida, Alismatales, Araceae.